AUGCUUGUUGACAGAGAUACUCUGGGAACUUGUUUUCCAUUCCCAUCUCCUUUCCCUGGUACAAUUUCUUUUGGUUCCUUUUCAGAUUUGGGCAUUUCCCCCUUUGGUGCUGAAUGCCAUCUGGGUUUCCAACAAUUCAGCAUUCGUGGGAAAAGUGGGCUCCCAGGCAAGAGUGGGUCAGGCUGUCACAGUUUUAGUAUUAAUGACGGAAGCAUUUGCUUUGGAAAGCAGGAGAGCCCAAUUCUUUCUGGGACAUCCUCUGGCUUUUUUUGUUUUUUUUUUUUUAAGUCUCGUCAUUGGGUCUAA
Molecule: messenger RNA, 306 nt
Organism: Rangifer tarandus platyrhynchus (Svalbard reindeer)
Lineage: Eukaryota; Metazoa; Chordata; Mammalia; Artiodactyla; Cervidae
Source: the annotation of a GenBank genome assembly